AUGACUUCGGCCACGGUGCUCUGCCAGAGCUCCAAUUGUCCACAUGGGAACCCACCAUCACGGCUUGAAUGCCCCACGUGCAAUAAGCUGGGUAUCCGUGGUUCCUUUUUCUGCGGACAGGAAUGCUUCAAAGGCAACUGGAAAACCCAUAAAAUCAUCCACGAUCUUGCACGUUCCCCGGCCACUGCGGCUAACCCAUCACAAGACGGCACUUUCCAUCCUUUCCCGAACUUCGAUUAUGCGGGCACUCUAAGACCCGUAUACCCCCUCUCUCCAAAGCGUGAAGUUCCAGAACAUAUUCCAUGUCCUGACCACGCAACACACGAAGAUGGAGUGCCGAUUGCAGAGAUGAAGCGAGCAGGUCAGCCUCCCCGUCUAUUAAACUCGGAGGAAAUUGAGAAGAUGAAAUUUGCGUGCAGGCUUGGUCGAGAAGUGUUGGAUAUUGCAGCGGCAAUGGUACGGCCAGGUGUGACCACUGAUGAAAUAGAUGCUGUCGUUCACCAAGCUACGAUCGACCGUAACGCAUACCCGUCACCCUUGAACUAUCGUAAUUUCCCGAAAUCCGUCUGCACCUCCAUCAAUGAAGCCAUAUGUCAUGGCAUCCCUGAUCGCAGGAAAUUGCAAGAAGGUGACAUCAUCAACCUCGAUAUAUCACUCUACUACAACGGCUUUCAUGCCGACUUGAAUGCCACAUACCCCGUCGGUGACAUAGACGAAGACUCUAAGAAAUUGAUUCGAACCACUCGACAAUGUCUUGAUGAAGCGAUUAAGAUAUGCAAACCGGGUGCAUUGUUCCGUGACAUCGGCAAAGUUAUCGAGCCAAUUGCACGUGCCAACGGAUGUGCUGUCGUACGGACGUACACAGGUCACGGCAUUAACGACUUAUUCCACACGGCUCCUAACAUUCCACACUACGCAAAGAACAAAGCAAUCGGUACCAUGAAACCGGGAAUGUGCUUUACAAUAGAGCCGAUGAUCAACUUGGGUUCCAAUUGGGACACAUAUCACUGGCCCGAUAAUUGGACUGCUACCACGGUGGAUGGGAAACGGAGCGCUCAAUUUGAGGAAACCUUACUUAUCACAGAGACUGGUGUAGAAGUUUUGACUGCGGGGAGCACGGAUCUGUAG
This is a messenger RNA of Suillus subaureus, 1128 nucleotides long. Its product is annotated as peptidase M24, structural domain-containing protein. Gene Ontology annotation, biological process: proteolysis. NCBI's taxonomy places the organism in Eukaryota, Fungi, Basidiomycota, Agaricomycetes, Boletales, Suillaceae. Bases 1 to 1128 code for a protein of 375 amino acids. The transcript is spliced from 14 exons. The record is from RefSeq and is a predicted model, not a curated record. Gene Ontology annotation, molecular function: metalloaminopeptidase activity.